CUUUCCUCUUUCUGUAUGGAUUUCCUUCCUCUUUCUGGCCGGAUCCGUCCGGUUUCUUUUCAGAUUAAUACUCCGAAAGACCCGGAUUCGGAGCCCGACUUCAGAAAAAUAAGCUAGGGACUGAUGCGUUACCGGACACCAAGGAUUUGGUUUACCUGACUAUUGGGGGGUUUUAAAAAAUUAAAUGUAUCGUUAUCCUCAUAAGGUAUACCAAAAUUGUCAUGAACAGCCAUUACGUCAAAAAUUAUUUUUAGGCUCUCACAGAGAUUCGCGAUUUGCGGGCUAAAAUAGAUUCAAAUCUUAAAGCAUCGGAUACAAAAAAUGAGGAAUUGACUCAAUUAAAAGCUAAAAUGGAGCAAGAUGGACUUGAACGGGAAUUUUUUGAAUCUCAGGCCAAAACACUUCAAGAAAGUAUACAAAUAAAAGGACAAAAAUUGAUUGAAUGUCAAACAAAAAUUGAACAAUUAGAAUCUCAACUGGAAGAACUUGAAGAUGUUUUGGGUAAAUUCAAGGUGGAAUCAGCAGAAAAAUUGAAACUUGGGGAAGAGGAUAAAUUAAAAAUGGGAAAUGAAUUUUUAGAUUGUAUAACUUCUUUUGCAUUGAAUUUAAUGGAACAAACUAGUGAGGAUUCUCAAAAUGCUACUUCUAUUUCUUAUCCACCACGUUAGUUUUUUUUUUGAAUUAUUUUUAUCCGUUCCAUCCUCACACAAGAGUUAGGUUGGAAGUCUAAUUCAAGAUUUUCUCGGUUUUCAAUACCUUCAUCAUUGUUGCUACCACUACCGGCGUCUUUGAUAUUUUUGGGGUCAAAUGCUUUUCAUUUCUAAAUUUUUUUAAGAGGAGGCAAUAGGGUUCCUUCGAAAAUUUGUCUGAUUUUUUUUUCAAUUUUUGAGGGAGAGAAGAGAAGUGGUAGUGCGAAACUUGCGGACCGACUUUUGCGGACCUGGGGUUUAUGUUUUUGUUU
Messenger RNA from Meloidogyne enterolobii, 961 nucleotides. The record is from the annotation of a GenBank genome assembly. Lineage: Eukaryota; Metazoa; Nematoda; Chromadorea; Rhabditida; Meloidogynidae.